Messenger RNA from Oldenlandia corymbosa var. corymbosa, 240 nucleotides. The record is from the annotation of a GenBank genome assembly. Lineage: Eukaryota; Viridiplantae; Streptophyta; Magnoliopsida; Gentianales; Rubiaceae.
AUGGAGGCUCAGUCAGUGAAGCCGAUCUCCAGCCCAGUUCCUGAGGCAUGGUAUCCAACUCUGGCGGUGUUGAUGCUCGCUGUUGGUCUCAUCGUUACCGCUUCCUUCUUCAUAUACGAAGCUACCAUCUCAAAGAAGAACCGCAGCCUUGCUAAGGAGCUCUCCACUGGAGCAGUGGCAUCAGUCUUUCUGGGCUUUGGGUCCUUGUUCUUGCUACUUGCUUCUGGGGUUUAUGUUUGA